Nasonia vitripennis (jewel wasp) is the source of this 809-nucleotide messenger RNA. Its product is annotated as nabaecin-1. NCBI's taxonomy places the organism in Eukaryota, Metazoa, Arthropoda, Insecta, Hymenoptera, Pteromalidae. The coding region runs from base 73 to 426 and encodes 117 amino acids. The record is from RefSeq and is marked validated. The transcript has 3 exons.
UUGAGAUCUUUGAGAUGAUUAUCAAAGUCCUCUGUAUCAUCGUUGAGUGUAAUCACUAAAAACAUCAACACCAUGAAGUUCCUCGCAAGUUUCUUACUGCUCUUUGUAGCCCUUAUGAUAGCCGUAGAUGCUUCACCAUACAGACCACCAGUCCAGAAACCCCACCCGAACGCACCCAAAGUGCCCUCUUUCCCCGGUCAAGGAACUUGGAGUGGCAGACCUCGUCGCUCACCUCAAAAGAACGGCCAAGUCGAAAUCAACGCCAAGAAGGAAGGUGGAAAGACUUCCUGGAACGUGGAAGGCAAGCAAAAGGUCUGGGGUAACGAGCACGGCAGCAUUCACAUCAGCGGCGGUGCCAACAAGCAGCCCGGUGGCAAGCCCCAAGGACAGAUUGGCAUUGGCGGAUCCUUCCACUGGGGAAAAUAAAUUAAGACAUUUUUAAUUUUUUAUUCCUGCAAAAUUACUUUUAAGAAACGAAAAUAAAUAUAUUUUCAAUACAAAUUUUUGUUCUUUAAUUCAUUUAGAAAUUUAGAACGUCUCAUUAAGUCAUCUAAAAAAAUUAUGAUUUAUCAAGCGCAGUUAUUUUUGAGCAUGCUUUUUAACAAUACCUUUAGUUAACAUUACAAUCGUAACAGCUUUAAAAAGUGUACGAAAUGGACGAUUUUCAAAAAUCUUCAAAAAUAUAUUUAAAUGUUAAAAAUUGUAGAAAAUUAACGAGUGAAAACCGUUAAAAAGUUAAGUUUAGUUGACCAUUAUUAUCAAAUUUGAAUGUAAAAAAAUAAAGCAAAAUUUUGCUAAUAUUUUAGUGA